AUGCUGCGGCAAGACUAUAAUCGUAUCGACCCCAAGCGGCGCAAUGUCGUCGACUACCGCAAGAAACAGUUCGCCUCCCCCGCCUACAAGGAGGCCGAAUACCCGUACCGCCUCAACUUCUAUGCCGAUGCGCCCACCGCCGACAUCACCCUCGAACAGUUCGAGCAAUGGGCCAUUGACAGGUUGCGGAUCCUCGCCGAGCUCGAAGCCUGCGCAUUCCGCAACAAGUCCCCCCAGGAGGUCGCAAACCACAUGAAGCCGCUCCUCGACAAGUACCUGCCCCUCGAGUCCAACAGUUCUCACUCGCCCAAGCUCUUCGCCCAACGCCAAAAGGACCACUACAGCCACUUCAUCCUGCGCCUGGCCUUUGCCCGCACCGAGGACCUCCGCCGCCGCUUCACCCGCGUCGAGACCAUGCUCUUCCGCCUGCGCCUCAACAGCGACGACCAGAACGAGCGAUCCGCUUUCGUCCGCAGCCUCGACCUCGACUGGUGGGAAGCCGUGACGGACGACGAGAAGCGCGACUACGCCUCCGAGCUGGCCGCCAUGUCGCGCGGCUGGGGCAAGACGGCCUCGACCGACGACGACACAUGGUUCAAGGUCGACUGGGACCGCGUGCCGGAACUGGUCGAGCAGCGCAAGGUCUUUCUCAAGGCCGGCAAGGCUUUCGUCCCAGGCAGAGAACAGGCCAGCAUGGUCAUUGGCGAGUUCGUCUCGCGCCUAGAGAGGCAGCUCGAGCUCACGGCACGCGCGCUCCCGCGACUCGACGAGGACGACCGCCUCACGCCCAUCCUCGACCACCUCUCCAAGAACUUCAUCACCCCCGACAGCUCCUACAGCUCCAACACGGCGGCCCCGGCCGGCGCCGAGAUCACGGCGCGCAACAUCGACAACCUCGCGCAGCACUUCCCCGCCUGCAUGUCGCACCUCCACCGCUCGCUGCGCCGCGACGCCCAUCUGAAGCACUACGGCCGCCUGCAGUACACGCUCUUCCUCAAGGGCAUCGGCCUGAACCUCGAGGAGUGCCUGGUGUUCUGGAGGCAAGGGUUCCGCAACAUCACCGACGACACCUUCAACAAGGAGUACCGCUACAACGUCCGCCACGUCUACGGCGACGUCGGCGGCGACUCGAACCGCCGCGGCGGCGGCUACAGCCCCUUUAGCUGCCAGAAGAUCCUCACCGAGCACCCGCCCGGCGCCGGCGAGGCCCACGGCUGUCCCUACCGCCACUUCAACCUCGAGAACCUGACGACCCUGGUCCAGGCCAUGGGAGUCAGUGACCGGGCCACGCUGCAGGGGGUUAAGGAGGACAAGGACAACCAAAAGUUCCACAUGGCGUGCAACCGCGUGUUUGAGCAUUUGCACAAGCAGGAGCUCAAAAAAGCAAAGGACGAGGGCGUCUUUACGUCGGCUCAGCUCGAGACCAUCGUCCACCCCAACGAAUACUUCAAGCGCAGCUAUCUCCUCAAGAACCUCGGCAAGACUGCCGACGUUAAGAUGGAGGGGUGA
This is a messenger RNA of Colletotrichum higginsianum IMI 349063, 1509 nucleotides long. RefSeq names its product DNA primase large subunit. Gene Ontology annotation, cellular component: alpha DNA polymerase:primase complex. The coding region runs from base 1 to 1509 and encodes 502 amino acids. Gene Ontology annotation, biological process: DNA replication, synthesis of primer. NCBI's taxonomy places the organism in Eukaryota, Fungi, Ascomycota, Sordariomycetes, Glomerellales, Glomerellaceae. The record is from RefSeq and is a predicted model, not a curated record. The transcript is spliced from 4 exons.